Molecule: messenger RNA, 2684 nt
Organism: Rhinolophus ferrumequinum (greater horseshoe bat)
Lineage: Eukaryota; Metazoa; Chordata; Mammalia; Chiroptera; Rhinolophidae
Gene: SCARB1
Product: scavenger receptor class B member 1
Exons: 12
Coding region: 249-1769 (506 amino acids)
Biological process (GO): cholesterol import; plasma lipoprotein particle clearance; cholesterol efflux
Cellular component (GO): cytoplasm; caveola
Molecular function (GO): lipid binding; scavenger receptor activity; low-density lipoprotein particle binding
Source: RefSeq, a predicted model, not a curated record
CGCCUGCAGGCGUCUGCCCGAAUCCCGGUGCACAGGGCGUCCCGGGGGCGGUCCGGCGGCGCAAUGGCGCAUAAAACCGCUGGCCACCUGCCGGCCCGCUCCUUCGUUCCCUGUUGUCCGAGGCCCGCUGUGCCUCUGCGGCCCGAGUCCCCAGAGUCGCCGCCUCUGUCGCCUCUGCCCUCGAGCCCGUCACCCGAAGGCGCGGAGCCCCGCGAGCGAGCGCCGUGUGAGCACGGGGGCGCCCAGUGAUGUGCAGCCGCGUCAGAGCGCGCUGGGGGGUCGCGGCGCUGGGCUGCACCGGGCUGCUGUGCGCGGUGCUGGGCGCCGUCAUGAUCGUGACGUUGCCCUCCAUCGUCAAGCAGCAAGUCUACAAGAAUGUGCGCAUCGACCCCAGUAGCCUGUCCUUCGGCAUGUGGAAGGAGAUCCCUGUCCCUUUCUACCUCUCCAUCUACUUCUUUGACGUCAUCAACCCCAAAGAGAUCCUUCAAGGCAAGAAGCCGGAGGUGCAGGAGCGUGGGCCCUACGUGUACAGGGAGUUCAGGCACAAAAGCAACAUCACCUUCAACGGCAACGACACGGUGUCCUUCCUCGAGUACCGCAGCUUCCAGUUCCAGCCCGACAGGUCCAGCGGCUCGGAGAGCGACUACAUUGUCAUGCCCAACAUCCUGGUGCUGGGUGCAUCGGUGAUGAUGGAGAAGAAGCCCAUGGCCCUGAAGCUGCUCAUGACCCUCGCGUUCAGCACCCUUGGCGAGCGCGCCUUCAUGAACCGCACGGUGGCCGACAUCAUGUGGGGCUACGAGGACCCGCUCGUGAACGUCAUCAAUAAGUACUUCCCCAGCAUGUUCCCCGUGAAGGGCAAGUUCGGGCUCUUUGCCGGGCUCAACAACUCUGAUUCCGGGCUCUUUACCGUGUUCACUGGGGUCAAAGACUUCAGCCGGGUCCACCUCGUGGACAAGUGGAAUGGGCUCAGCAAGGUCAACUUCUGGCAUUCAGAUCAGUGCAACAUGAUUAAUGGAACUUCUGGGCAGAUGUGGGCACCAUUUAUGACUCCUGAAUCCUCGCUGGAAUUCUACAGCCCUGAGGCCUGCCGGUCCAUGAAGCUCAUAUACCAGGAAGAAGGCAUGUUUGAAGGUAUCCCCACCUUUCGCUUCAAGGCCCCCAGCACAUUGUUUGCCAGCGGGGCCGACUACCCGCCCAACGAGGGCUUCUGCCCAUGUCUGAAGUCUGGAAUUCAGAACAUCAGCACCUGCAGGUUCAAUGCACCCUUGUUUCUCUCCCAUCCCCACUUCUACAACGCCGACCCUGUCCUGGCAGACGCAGUGCUCGGCCUCCACCCCAACGAAACAGAACAUUCCUUGUUCCUGGACAUCCACCCGCUCACGGGAAUCCCCAUGAACUGCUCUGUGAAACUGCAGCUGAGUCUCUACAUCAAGUCCAUCAAAGGCAUCGGACAAACUGCGCAGAUUGAGCCGGUGGUCCUGCCGCUGCUGUGGUUUGAGGAGAGAGGGGCCAUGGAGGGUGAGACCCUUCACACGUUCUAUAUCCAGCUGGUGUUGCUGCCCAAGGUGCUACACUACGCCCAGUAUGUCCUCCUUGCCCUGGGCUGUGUCCUGCUGUUCAUCUCCGUCGUCUACCAAAUCCGGAGCCAAGGUCCGGAAGAUACCAAGAGCCAGCCCAGCCCAGCCGCUCAGCCAGACCGGCUCCCCAGCCCCUUCACCCCACUUCUUCAGGAAUCUCUCAGUGGACAGCCCACCAGUCCCAAAGCCUGAACCUCCCAGGUGCCCCCCACACACGGCUGCACACUGCACACAACCCCACACACAUGUAUGCACAGGUGUGCACAGGUGUGUGCAGAUACACUCAGGGAUGGAGCGGCUGCUGAGGGGACUCCAGGAGAAGCUCAUCCACAAGGACUGUUCUGGAACCUUCUCUCCAAGUCACCCACAGGUGCUGUGGGCAUUGGGUCCUCUCCCUUGGGUGAGCCUGUUCAGCCGUUAAGACUACUUGUCCCAGUUGCUCUGUCCAUCAUUGUUGAAACACUGCAGCCUCCGCCCGGUGGCUUACCCAGUAGGACAGGGCUUUUACUCCGAGGGGCAGGCCACUGUCCUGAAACCCAGCCUGGGAGUGCAGACUUCCUGUGCCAGAGCCAGGUGGGCAGGGCUGCUGUGGGCUCAGUGCCCCGCCUGGACGCAGAGCUUUGGCCUCUACCCCUCUGGGCUGGGGGCACAGCCCGUUCACACAGGCCUCCAAAACCAGCAUGAGGGUCAGAUGCCCCGUGUACCUGCUCUGUCUCCUCAUCCCCCACAGGACUUUGAUCUCCCUGAACCCUGCACAGGCACUGGAUCUGGGUGUCUAGGACCCCCUUCCUCUAAGCUCAACUGACAUCAUCCUGUAUACUGAGCCAGCCACUCCUUGGCUGGGGUGGCAGGAGGCUCUGCCCCGAGCUGCCCCCCAACAAGGGCCCUCAUCUUUUAGGUGCUGGGGCAGAGGUGGAGUAGGACUGGGCCCCGAAAGCCUGGUGUCCGGUCGGGUGGGAGACUCAUCCACCUGAGGCUUCUGGUCCCGGGGGCAAGCCUCUGUCUCUUUUCUACUGGAAGAGAAAUGAGUUUUAUCAUCUUUUAAAAAUAAUUCACUAUUGAAGUAAUAAACCUUUAAAAAAAAAGCGAAUGCUUGCAUCUGUGACA